CUGGUGAGAAAAUAAUUUGUGAGAAAAUGUCUUUCAUGUGACGAGUAUAUGACAACACUUUUUCCCCUCCACAUUUCUCUCUCCUUCUAAAAGAGAAGUCUUCAUCUUUCCCUCUGCAUUUAAAGGCGCCAUCUCUGAAAACCAUAAAACUAUAAUCCUCUGCCGGAGAAGAAGAAGUAUUCGAAAUCGAUGAAGAGACGAGAGGGGGAAGAAGCGGCGGCGGCGGAGAUUGAUCGCCUCCCCGUUGACCUACUCGCCCACAUCUUAGCUCUUCUCACCUGCUUCAAAGAUUUGGCUCAGGCGAGCGGCGUUAGCCGGAGAUGGCGGCAGGGCGUGCGGAACUCGCUGGCGGUGAGAGAGAGGUUGAGCUUUUCCGGCUGGAGAGUCGACGACGAUUCCACCACUCGCCUCGUUCUCCAUGCUCACAGCCUUAAAGACCUUGACAUAUCAAGAAGCCGUUGGGGGUGCCAAAUAACAGACAAUGGACUGUGUCGAUUGUCCAUGGCGAAAUGCAUAAGCAAACUGUCGUCUGUGUCGCUGUGGGGAACGACAGGGAUCACAGAUCAAGGUGUUGUUCAACUGGUAAGGAUCAGUUUGAUUUCAACAUUUUGAAAAUGUUAUCUAAAGUAAUGUACAUGGUUUUUUUUCCAGAUUUCUAGGGCAGUCUCCCUAAAACAUCUGAACAUUGGAGGGACUUUUAUAACAGACACAUCUUUGUUUGCCAUCUCAGACAGUUGCCCGCAUUUACAGGUGACCUUUACUAAGGGAUGGUGCCCCAAAGAAAAGUUGGUUUCCUCG
Cuscuta campestris is the source of this 798-nucleotide messenger RNA. NCBI's taxonomy places the organism in Eukaryota, Viridiplantae, Streptophyta, Magnoliopsida, Solanales, Convolvulaceae. The record is from the annotation of a GenBank genome assembly.